Closterium sp. Naga37s-1 is the source of this 5478-nucleotide messenger RNA. Lineage: Eukaryota; Viridiplantae; Streptophyta; Zygnematophyceae; Desmidiales; Closteriaceae. The record is from the annotation of a GenBank genome assembly.
AUGUUGGGGGAGGGCAAGGGGAAGCAUGGGGGAGAGGUGGAGCCGCGGGAAGAGCAACGGCAGGCGGAAGGACCGCAGGCCCGUGGGCGCGGCGGGGGACGCGGGCAGGGGAAGGCGACAGGAGGCGGAGCGGGCGGCAGUAGCAGCAGCAGCGGGAACGCCAACGUCAGCGCCAGGAGAGUGCUGCGCAAGUCUGUUACAGAGCCCCGCGGGGCGCUUAAUAGCGCGGCUGCUAGAGCGCGGCUGGGCGCGGGGGGCGCGGAAGGGGGCGCGGGGGAGGAUGGGGGGGGUGCGUUGGCGGAGGAGCAGCGGCAGCGCACGCUGCAGCAGGUGCGGCUGCACCAGCUGUGGGCGGAGCAGAGGCAGCGGCGGCGGGAGGAGAUGCGGCUGGCCAAGGCGCAGGAGAGCCAGGGGCGCGGGGAGGCGGACGCGGACGCUGGGCGCGCGGGGAUGGGGGGAGGGGGAGGGGCGGAGGGAGAAGGGGGUGCGGGGGGAGGAGGGGGUGCGGUGGGAGAGGGGGACGAGAAAAGAAAAGAAUUAGGGUUGAAGAAGGAAAGGGCAGUGGGGGCAGACGAGUCCACGCUGGGGAUGUGCAGCGUGCAUUGUGCUGAACCCGUUUUGUCCCCUUCUCCUCGCUCCCUCCCGCCUCAUGCGCCCUGCUCCUGCUCCGUUUCCGCUGCUUCUGCUGCGCCCCCCUCCUUCCCGCAUUCUCUCUCUGCUCCUCUGCCUGCUGCUUUCUCGUCUCCGCCAGUGCACCCCUCCUGCUGCCCGCACCACACCAUCCCGCCCGCCCCUCCAGCCGCCGCUCGGCGCGCCUCCCACCCCAUGCACCCCCCUGCCCCUCUCCCCCCUCGCGCGCCUUCCUUCCCCCCACACCCCUCCGCCUCCGCCUCCGCCUCCGCCUCCGCCUCCGCCUCUGCUUCCCGGCGCCUGUCUAAAGCUUCAAGCGCGCCUCAGCGGUCCCGCGUGUGGGAUAGCGUUCCCAGAAGCCCCUUGGGGGACAGCAGCAGCAGGCUGAGAGGGGGACAUUCCGUGUGGGAGGAGGAGGAGGAGGAGGAGGAAGAGGACGAUGAGGGAGAGGAGUUUUGGGAAGAGGAGGGGGGAAGGGAGGGAGGAGGGCACGAUUGGGAGGAUGCGAGUGAGGAGGGUGGUAGUGUAGGAGUAGGGGGAGGAGGAAAAGGAGGAGGGGAUGGAGGGGUCGGAGGGAGGAAACUGCAGGGAAAAGGGGCGGAUGAGGAGGGGGAAGGGGGAGAGGAGGAAGAGGAGGAGCCGGUGCGUCUGUUGGCGAGAGGAGAGCUGCCCUGGGCACACAGUCCCAUGGCCUUUGCUCCCUCUGCUCCCUCUGCUCCCCGUGGCGCUGCCUUCCCACGCUCCUUCUCCUCCUCUCCUUCUCUCGCGCUCUCUACCGGUCUCGCUUCUAUUCCCCCCCAUGCUGCUGCUACUGCUUCUGCUGCGGGAAGAAUGGACUAUCAGCAGCAGCAGCAGCAGCAGCGACUGCACCACGCGGUUUCCCUGUCCCCUCGUGGGGCCCAUCAUAAGACAGUAGCAGCAGCAGGAGGCGGAGCAGCAGGGGUGUCGCUUUGGCAGCAGCAUCAGCAGCAGAAGCAGAAUCAGCAGCUGCAGCAGUUGCAGCAUCAGCACUCGCAGCAGCAGGGGCAGCAGCAGCAGAAACACUAUCCGCGGUCAGGGUCUCUCCCUCCCCUUCGACGGGCAUGGACAGACAGCAACCACAAUACCACGGCCGAACCUGACCCCAGCUGGGCAGCUGGAAGUGUUUUCGGGCUGCCCGGAAGCAGUAGCGCGCACACGUGGCAGGAAGGGAGUGUGGAGGAGGAAGAGGAGGACGAUUUUGUCGAAUUGAAUGGAUGGGAGGAGGAUGAGGGAGAUGGGGGGCAUGGGGGACAUGGGGGAGAGAUGCCACCACACGAUCAUGGAGCAGAGAGGGCGCAUUGUGGGGUGGGGAGAAGGGAGGGUGUGACGGCAGGCAUGGGCAUGGGGAGGGGCAAGGGCGCUGGCACAGUGGGUGCUGGCAGUGGGCGUGUGCGAGAGGUGCAGCAACAGCAGCAUUAUGAGCAGCAGCGGCAGUACCAGCAACAGUACCAGCAGCAGCAGCAGCAGCAGCAGCAGCGUGGCGAGAGGGAGGCGGUGUUCCGAAAGGCAAGGAGCGUGCCAAAGAGGCUGCUGAACCAGGUGUCUCCGCAGCAGUUCCAAUUCCCGCCCUCCUCCUCCCUUCCCUCAACCGUUCAAGCAGGUGUGUUCUCACCCCCUGUGCUCCUCCCCCCGUCCUCCUCUCUCCCCGGUCCUCUUCCAUCCCCCAGAGCUGCUGUGCCGCGGCAAGGGGGCUUAGCCCUCUCCUCUCCUAGAGCGACUCUUGGUUUUAACCCUGCCUCUGCUGCUGGUGCUUCUGGUGGUGGUGCUGCUGCUGGUGUUGGUGGUGGUGGUGUUGCUGCUGCUGGUGCCACAGGGAGAGGGUGGGCAGGAGGCAAGGCAGGGCGGGCUAUGGUGAGAGUGAAUCCCUUGCAGCUGCCGGGACAGGGGGUUAGAGAGGGGGGAAGAGGCCGCGGGGGUAGAGGUUCGAGAAACACAGAGCGGUAUGGACAGAGCUUGGGGAGAGGGCAGGAGGAGGAGGACGAGGAGGAGGAUGAUGCAGGCGGUACGGCAGGAGAAGGGGAUAGCGAGGAGGACUUCUGGGGAAGAGGGGUACGAGGAGGAGGGGGAGCGGGGUACCUGAUGGGACCCCUGUCCGCCCGUGGGGCCGGUGGGCGGGAUAGUGUGGCGUGCGCCCAUGCCCACCAGCAGGAGCACCACAGCCAGCAAGGCGGGUGGCAGGCGCUUGUGACACCGCGGCGGGAUGGCAGGGGGGGAGCAGAAGGGAGGGGGAGAGCGGCAGAAUGGAAGGACCCAGAUGGGUGGUGGGGUCGUCAUGAUGAUGGGGUUGCUGCUGCUGCUUCUGCUGCUGCUGCUGCUGGUGGCGCUGCUGCUGCUAGUAUUACUACUGCUCGCUCUGCUGGCAGUGCUAGUGGUGGCAGUAGUUGUGGCAGUGGCUCUGAUGCUGCUAUGAACGCCUUUGCUCGUGGUGGUGCUGGUUCCAGAGGUCAAGCAAGAGAAAGCGCACUAAGCACACGCAGCACACUCCCAACCGCACACGCCCCUUCUCUGCGCCUCAGCUCCCCAUCCCUGCAACGCCACUUCCCCACCUCCCCCCGCCCAGGCCGCACCACCCCACAUCUCCUCCCCUCCUCCCCCCGCCCCGUGCCCUCCUCCUCCCGCGCACUGCCCCUCUCCCCCCGCCCCUACCACACCCCAGCCUCCGCAUUCCCCCUCAAAGCGCCACCCUCCCCGCCCCUCUCCCGCAGGACCUCCGGCUCCCCUCUUUCCCCCCGACUCCCUCACCCCUCAGCCUCCUCUCUCCCCCUCAAAGCCCCCCUCUCCCCGCCUCUCUCCCGCAGAACCUCCGGCUCGCCUCUCUCGCAGCGCCUGUCUGGGUCGCCUCUCUCGCAGCGCUUGUCAGGCUCACCCCUGUCCCAUAGAACAUCAGGGUCGCCGCUCUCUCACUUGGGCAGUGACCUAGAGGGAGAGGUGGAGAGAGCGUGGCGACGCACGGGAGGCCCUUCGUCCCCUCCUCUGGAGGUGUCUCUGAGGAAAUUUAGGAGGGAGCUGAGUGGGAGGCUUAGUGGGGGGGUGGGAGGGUCGCAGGGUGGGGAGGGGGAGGGCGGGAGGGAGGAUGGGGCGUUUGAGUUUCAGCACUCCAGCCCGUGCAAGCCGGGGGAAAGGGCGCUGGUAUCACAUGAGAGGCACCGGCAUGAGGUGGGAGCGGAGAUGCAUCCUGCAGAUCACCAUUACCACCACCACCACCACCAGCCGCAGCCGCAGCUGCAGCAGCACCAGCACCAUCAUCAUCAGCAGCAUCAUCAGCAGCAGCAGCAGCAGCAGGUGUAUGCUGGUAUGAUCGAGCCACAGCAGGUGGAGGAGCCACCAGUACGAUCAGAGAUUCUCAUUAUUGACAACUCGUCUCCCAGCGAUAGUGAGGAAGACGAAGCCGACCUGCACCACCACCACCACCCCCACCCUGCCUUCCCCACUCACCAUCCUGUCCCCCUUUCCGUUCCUGCCCCUGCCACCACACCGUCUUUCCACGCUCCCCCUACCACGCCUGCUCUCCUGCUUGCUGCGGCCGGGGCUGCUCUGUCUGCGUCUACAUGCCUCUCUUCCGGAUCACCAGCAGCAGCAGCAGCAGCAGCAGCAGCUGCCGCUUCUCCCGCUAUCACCACAGCUACACGCGGUCUGCCCACGCUCCAUGCCACUGCUGUUAUGCCCCGCAUUCCCACGCCUGUGUCUCCCCGCCUACACUCGUUUUCUACUGCUGCCUCCUCCUCCUGCUCCUCUAGAGCCGCGCCCAUAGCUUCGGCAGGAGGAACUGUAGCAGCUGGAGCAGGAGCAACAAGAGCAGGAGCAGCACGAGGAGCAGGAGGAGCAGGAGCAACAGCAGGUGUGCACACACAAGGGGUCCAGCAGGCACCAGCCCUCACAGCCGCUGCUUCUAGUGCUGCUGUUUCCAGGGGGAGUGCGAGAGCAGGCAGCAUGGGAGACUGGCUUGAUGGCCAGGAUAUGAACGUGUCUGUUCUCGCCGAAAGCGACGGUACCAUGAUCACAGACCUGCAGCAGCAGCAGCAGCAGCAGCAGCAGCAGCAGGGAGAGGGCUCGGAGUUUGGCUCUCCACCCCGCCAGGAGCAGCAAGCAGACUCGGAGGCGCCUCUAUCGCCUCUCACCCCGCCCCUCUCGCCCCUGCUCCAGCACCGCAUGCUGCUGUUCUGCGGGCCUGGGUGCGUGCCCUUGCCUUUUGCUCCUGCUGCGCUGGGACUAGACAUGCCCAAGCGGCUGUCUGCGAAAGAUAGGCAGGCGUCUGCUCCUGUUGGUGCUGCUGGCGCGUUGGGGGUGGGGGGAUUGGGUGGAGAAUCGGGGUCAGCAGAGACAGGAGGAACAGGAGGAGGGGGUGGAAGGGGAAAAGGCAGAGGAGGGGAAAUGGCACAGAGCAUGGUGCAAAGGGAUGGAAAUGCAGGCGAAGUUGAUGGUGGGGGUGAAAGCUUUGCAAGGGUGAGGGGGAAAGAAAGGCCAGGAAGCUGGAAAGACAAGGCUGAUGGUGGCACCGAGGCAACAGCAGGGAUGGGGAAGUCUGGGGGUUGGAGUGGGGAAACGAGUGUCACACGGAGUGUCACAGGGAGUGUUAUGGGAAGUUCUGAAGGGCAUGGGGAAGCACCAGUUAUUAACGGAGGCUGGGGGUCUCCUGGGGAAGUGCAGGGGGGUGGAGCGGUGGUGGCGGGGCGGAGAGUGGUGGGGAAGAAGGAGCUAAACGAGCAGCGGCGGGCGGGCAGGAGAAAGGGGUCAUGGGGCAGUGCAGUGUUUGAAGGACUCAUGCUGCGGCGCCAGCGCUCCAAAGCCAAGGUGCGUGUGUGCGCUUUAAAGCCAAGGUGUGUGUGA